This is a messenger RNA of Apus apus (common swift), 1940 nucleotides long. It is a transcript of the gene ENKD1, whose product is annotated as enkurin domain containing 1. The transcript has 8 exons. The coding region runs from base 128 to 1240 and encodes 370 amino acids. Gene Ontology annotation, cellular component: cytoplasmic microtubule. The record is from RefSeq and is a predicted model, not a curated record. Lineage: Eukaryota; Metazoa; Chordata; Aves; Apodiformes; Apodidae.
UUGCCGGGGCGCGCGGGGCCUGCGGUCCCGGCCCAGCUCAGCCCGGCUCGGCGGCUGCUCGGCCCGGGCCCCCUCCCCGGGAGAGCUUCCCUGCCGUCUCCCCUCGUGGUGGUGCAGCAGCGGCAGGAUGUGCGAAGGGCCAUCCCGGAUUUCUGGACCCAUUCCUCCAGACCCUGUGCUCUUUCCAAACUACUACAAACGCCCCUUCUCAGCUCGAGGGAGGCUGGAAGGGAAUGCUCAGAAGCUGGAUUUUACCUCUACCCCCAUGGGCCCAGUUCCCAACCCAUCCUCUGCUUUUGGCAGUGCCCACCAGGUCCAGCCAGCCCCUCGCAUUCGCCCCAGUGGCAAGGAUUUCCUGGAGAAGGGACAGAAGGGGACACUCGGCCUCUUGCUGCAGCUUGAAGGGAUCUCCCUUGAUGCGGGGCUGCCAGCCAGGAGGAAAGAGUCCAAGGACCACGAGAAGGAAAAUGUGAGGCGAAUAAAGGAGAUUCAGAAAAAGUGCAAAGAGAAGGAGCAAGCCCAGAAGCACAGCCAGCCCAGGCCUGUGAAAGCUCUGUGGAAAUCCCAGAAAUAUGAAAACGUGGAGUCAAAGGUGAAGGCCAAACUGCAGGAGAGCUCCCCACCUCCAAAUCCAGAGGCUGUGAAAUUCCUGAGGGCUUUCUCUCGCUGUGGCCCUGGGAUCAAGCCGUGCAAACCGUUCUCCCCAAGGUCUGCCAGGACAAAAGCAGGGCCAGACACGGAGGCUCCAGAGGCUCUGGGUGCUGAAACCAAGAUGCACGUGGAGGGCAAGAGCAUCGACUUCAUCAGGCACAACGCCCGCCACGCCGGGCGGGCCCCGCUGCGCCGCUCCCAGUCCCUGCAGGCGCUGGCUGAGCUGCUGGAGCAGAAGCACCGGGAGCAGCAGGAGUACAACACCAAGCAGAAGGGCCAUGUCCCCCAGUACCUGCUGGAGAGGAAGGAGCUGUGGCGCAGGCAGGUGGAGGAGCGGCUGCGGAACCUGCCAGAUCCUGACACCCCACCUGGUCAUGCCUUGAUGCCGGAGAACCAGCGGCUGGAGACCCUUGGCAACCUGAAGCAGAGCCAGGAGCAGCUGGUAAAGGACCUGGUGAUGCUUCCAGUGCGCACAGACACCCUGAGCAUGCAGAAGAGGCGGGUGGAGCUGGAGAGGAAGCUCUCCCAGAUAGAGGAGGCCAUCAAAAUUUUCUCGAGGCCCAAAGUCUUUGUCAAGCUGGACUCCUGAGCUGGUAGGACUGGGUGUGUUGUGCUGUUCUGCAUGAACAGCCUUCAUCGCUGAGAAGGGACCAUCAUCACUUUGGGAAGGAAGGAGAGGAAGGCAAAUUCAGGACCCAGAGUCCCUGCAGUGUCCAACGUGCAGCUGGUAUCUCUUGCUCACCCUUCAGUGCUGUGACUUGUCCCUGGAAAAGGGAGGGAGGUGCCCUAAGAUACUCUGCUCUUUGGUCUGGAGAACAGUUGUCUCUGUGCUGCUUCACUUCUCAGAGAUCAGCUCUCUGCUCUGGAUCCAUGGCAUCACCUCUUAAAUUCCCAUUUUUUCCCUCUUCUAGAAGCUGGUAGGAUGUCUCCCAUACUGCUGCCAGUGGUGUUCCUUGUCCCUUUCUUUCUCCUGAGCUGAGCCAUGGUCCUGGCUCCUUCUAGGCACCUGCAGGCUUGUCUGCACACAAACCUUGUGCUGUACAUCUGUGUGUGUGCCUGGUCCUGAGCACUGACCCAUCCUGCUCAUCAGCCUCUGCACCCUCUGACCUGGGCUGAGCAGCUCAGGGACAGCCUGGGGACAGCAAAGAGCUGCAGAGCUUCAGUCCUUUCUGCCCAGGGAAGAGCUGGGCUGGAUACAGGGGGAUCUGGCAGAUGUUUGGAGAAGUGUUUGUAGAAGCCUUUGUGGACUGUGGGCAGGACGUGCUCCAAUAAAACAUCAUUUCCCUCUU